AUGCCGCCCAAGGCAAACCCAUGGUCCCUGGUGGAACUGAAAUCCGGUGUCACAUUCAACGGUCAUCUUGUCGACUGUGAUUCAUUCAUGAAUGUUACGUUGCGAGAGGUGUAUCAAACGUCGGCGGAUGGAGAUAGGUUUUGGAAGAUGAAGGAGAUGUUCAUCAAGGGGAAUGUUAUCAAGUACUUUCGCAUAGCAGACAACAUCCUGGAACAAGCUGCCGAAGAUCAAGACAAGGCACGAGCAGCGAGCCGUCAGCGUGGCGGCGGUAGAGGCGGACGAGGUGGACCUGGAGGUCGAGGUGGACGUGGAGGACCACCAGGCAGAGGCGGUGGAGCUCCUGGGCGAGGUGGUGGACCUGGUGGACGAGGAGGGUUUGCGCCGAGGGGCAGGGGAGCGCCCAGGGGUGGUGCGCCGCGACCAUGA
Messenger RNA from Cryptococcus wingfieldii CBS 7118, 426 nucleotides. RefSeq names its product U6 snRNA-associated Sm-like protein LSm4. The coding region runs from base 1 to 426 and encodes 141 amino acids. The record is from RefSeq and is a predicted model, not a curated record. The transcript is spliced from 4 exons. Gene Ontology annotation, cellular component: P-body; U6 snRNP; spliceosomal tri-snRNP complex. Lineage: Eukaryota; Fungi; Basidiomycota; Tremellomycetes; Tremellales; Cryptococcaceae. Gene Ontology annotation, biological process: spliceosomal snRNP assembly; mRNA splicing, via spliceosome; P-body assembly. Gene Ontology annotation, molecular function: U6 snRNA binding.